UCAAAAGAGGACUACUAUAAGAACCUCCUGACUGAUAAUGUACAUAAUCCACGACAAUUAUGGAAAAUUCUAAAAGAUAUCUUGCCGACCAAUGACACUGCCUCCCCAAUAACACUAAACAUUAAUGGCAAGGAGAUCAGUGAUCCUAUCGAGGUUGGCGAUCUCUUUAAUGAAUACUUCUCCUCUACUGCAGACAACUUUGAUAUCAGUUUACUAAACAACCCAAUUAAUACUCAUUUACCAAUUCCAACAAAUCAUAUUAAGUUUACAAUUCCACUGAUAACAAUCCAUGACAUACUAAAUCUUGCAGCCGAAUUAGAUCAGAACAAGUCAACCGGUCUUGAUGGUAUUCCUGCCUACUUCAUCAAGUCCUCAAUUCAUUCCAUUGCACCCAUAAUACUUCGCAUUUGUAAUAUGAGCAUUGAAAAUGGCGUCUUUCCCAACAUGUGGAAGAAAGCUAGACUGAUUCCAAUCUAUAAAGCUGAAACACGUACUGAGAGAAACAAUUACAGGCCCAUUUCUAUAUUAACGAUUCUAUCUAAACUCCUCGAACGACAUGUUGCCAACUCAUAUGUAAAAUUCCUCACAGAAAAUAAUAUUCUAUCGAGUUGCCAGCAUGGUUUUCGAACCCAUCACUCUUGUGAAUCUACUCUAAUAUUGAUCUGUGAAUACCUUCUCGAUAACAUUGAGCAAGGUUUAAUUAAUGGUAUAGCUCUAAUUGAUCUCUCCAAAGCGUUCGACCUGGUCGAUCACAGAUUGCUACUGCAGAAAUUAGAACAAUAUGGCAUUACUCCAAUAGCUUUAAAAUGGUUUAAAUCGUAUCUAAAUGAUCGUUACCAAGUAGUACAAAUUGCAUCAUCCCUAUCCAACCCAGCUCUGAUAAAGUCUGGUGUGCCUCAAGGAUCUAUACUAGGACCAAUUCUCUUUCUUAUCUUUAUUAACGAUUUAUCCAGUUAUGUUGGAAGUUCUAAGCCUUUUUUAUUUGCCGAUGACUCUACACUAAUAUCCUCCGGAUCGGAUCUUCACGAACUUAGUGUCUCUCUAAAGUCGGAUAUGACCUCAGUGUCCCGUUGGACUAACCAUAAAAAAAUGUCUCUUAAUCCUGGCAAGACAAAAAUAAUGAAAAUAUAUUCCCAAUCUAAAUUCCCUGAUCUUAGUCCAAUAACCAUUGAAGUCAAUAACAAUAAUGUUAAGGAGAUUACAUCCGCCAUAUUACUUGGAGUUACAUUAGACCAACAUUUGAAAUGGGAUAAGCAAAUUAAUACCAUCUACAAUAUAAUCAAUUCUAGAUUUUACCUACUCAAACGUAUACGUAGCUAUCUCACUUUUCAAUCCCGUAUUCAAUUAUAUUACGCACUAAUCUACCCACACUUGCUAUAUUGUAGCACAGUCUGGGGCAAUGCUAAUAACGAACUAAUUACGUGCCUACUAAAACUACAGAAACGUGCUGCGAGACUAAUUCUUGAGCAGUCAACUGAAGUGCCUUCAAUUGUGCUUUCCGUAAACUCAAAUGGAUACCUAUUUUUAAUCUGA
Molecule: messenger RNA, 1533 nt
Organism: Paramuricea clavata
Lineage: Eukaryota; Metazoa; Cnidaria; Anthozoa; Malacalcyonacea; Plexauridae
Source: the annotation of a GenBank genome assembly